CUAAACCACAAAAGCCUUCCCGCCACAGGGUAGCUGCAGUCAACCGGCUCAACCGUUUUUAAACUCCCAAUUCUCCCGCCAAAAUUUGGAUUGGCUGUGCAAACCGGCUAGCUCCGGUGACCAGUCACCCUCUCCCAGUAGGCUGUCCCAAUAUAAAACGGUGGAGCAGCGACACUAGAGGCGUCAACGCCAUCAGGUGCUUCGAUGAAGGUUGUGGAAGCUAGGGUUUGGAUCUUGGCAGAAUGAGUGCUGUGAACAUCACAAACGUCGCCGUUUUGGACAAUCCCGCCUCCUUCUUGAAACCCUUUCAGUUCGAAAUCACUUACGAGUGUUUGACUCCUCUCGCAGACGAUCUUGAAUGGAAACUUAUCUAUGUGGGAUCUGCUGAAGAUGAGACUUAUGACCAACUUUUAGAGAGUGUACUGGUUGGGCCGAUCAAUGUUGGAAACUAUCGAUUUGUGUUGCAGGCUGACCCGCCUGACCCAUCAAAGAUCCGAGAAGAAGAUAUUAUGGGUGUGACAGUGCUUCUGUUGACGUGUUCUUACGUGGGACAGGAGUUUAUCCGUGUGGGCUACUAUGUGAACAAUGAAUACGAUGAUGAGCAGCUGAAAGAGGAACCUCCCCAGAAGGUGUUGAUAGACAGAGUCCAACGGAACAUACUAUCAGAUAAACCAAGAGUAACAAAGUUUCCCAUCAAUUUCCACCCUGAGAACAAAGAUCCUGGAGACCAACCCCCUCCGCCUGAUCAUCCUGCUGAAACUGAUGGAAAUAGAGAAGAACCACCUGCUUCAACUCAUCACCCUUCAGAUGCCCGAUUGCCGUAACUACUACUUCCAGACUCUGACCAUCCAAAUUUCUGGUUUGAGCAUAGCAUGGUAAUUGGUUUAGUUGAUAUCUAUGCUUUAAAAAAAAAAAAAAAAAACUAGAUGAACUGCAUCCGAAGGAUCAUGUAUUUAUUACAUCAGCCUGAUGGAGAGAUGUCUGAUGAAAUGCUGGGUUCAGUCUGGCUGGUUUGGGUUGCCAAAGUACUGGUUCACCAGGUUAGUUACUUUCUAUGUUCAAAAUUGGAUUUUCGGACUUUGUAAUAAUUAUCAAGGAAUUUCAGCUUCAUUAGCUUUAA
Messenger RNA from Vitis riparia (riverbank grape), 1120 nucleotides. Its product is annotated as histone chaperone ASF1B-like. Gene Ontology annotation, molecular function: histone binding. Gene Ontology annotation, biological process: DNA replication-dependent chromatin assembly. The record is from RefSeq and is a predicted model, not a curated record. Gene Ontology annotation, cellular component: nucleus. The coding region runs from base 243 to 824 and encodes 193 amino acids. NCBI's taxonomy places the organism in Eukaryota, Viridiplantae, Streptophyta, Magnoliopsida, Vitales, Vitaceae. The transcript is spliced from 3 exons.